This is a messenger RNA of Dovyalis caffra, 342 nucleotides long. Lineage: Eukaryota; Viridiplantae; Streptophyta; Magnoliopsida; Malpighiales; Salicaceae. The record is from the annotation of a GenBank genome assembly.
AUGUUUCGGGAUUUUAAAUCUAAAGAGUUGGAUGAAGUUUUAAAGUAUUACUUGCAUGGUAAUCAUGGUAUGGAUAAAGAGAGGAGACCUAUUUAUAUAAAAAAGUUGACAAAAAUUGAGCCUAACGAACUCAUGCAUGCUACAACUAUGGAUCGGUUUGUGAGAUACCAUGUGUGGGAGUUGGAGAAAAGCUUUGCAAUAAAGACGGAUGUAUCCUCGUUGCAACAGCGAAGGUUUCUUUCAUGCGUUUUUCGCCUCUUUAGUCCCGUUUUGUCGACGUUGCCUUCUGUCAAGACCCCAUCAAAUCUCUCUCACAAAUUUAAAAACGUGAUUAAAAACUGA